Molecule: messenger RNA, 2966 nt
Organism: Mycetomoellerius zeteki
Lineage: Eukaryota; Metazoa; Arthropoda; Insecta; Hymenoptera; Formicidae
Product: neuroglobin
Exons: 4
Coding region: 1916-2503 (195 amino acids)
Molecular function (GO): oxygen binding; heme binding
Source: RefSeq, a predicted model, not a curated record
AACACGGCCGACGCCGAAGCACCGCGCCAAGUAUCCGACCGGGGAGCCCCGGGGACGUUCUAAAGAUAGAAAAGCGCGCGCCGCCGAUGCGCUUCGCGCCGCGCUGUCACGACGAGAAGCGCGUCUCUCCGCGCGACGACGCGGCGACGCGGGCUUCCAUCGUGCGACGACGAUGAGGAGGUAUCGCGCGUGACACGGAGGCACCGAGGCGAACGAUCGAACGCGACGAUCGAGGACGCGCGGUUUAAUGUUCCGGAGAUCGAGGAAUCUGAAGAUGUUUAAGGAGCCGUGACUGUUCGCAUACUCGCAAACUUUGUGAAGAAGUGAAGUGAAUCAAUGUAAGUCUUGAAUGAUUAAAGGGACAAGCGCGUAAAAAUGACAGGCACGUAAAGAUAAGUCGUACUAAAAUUUGCGAGAAAUUAACGAGCCUAAUGAGAUUUUGAAGAGGGGUAGUUGAAAUUAUUGUCGUGAAACAAUGAAAAGACACCAUUUGUACGCUUAAUAAAUAUAUACGGAUCUUAAGAGAAAAAGAGAUCAUAAGAGAAAGUGAGAAGAAAAGGAGGAUAAAGGAUAGAGAGACAAAAGGGGGACAAGAUUCGGCUAAUUAAAAUCUGAAAUGGAAAUCUGAUAACACAAGACAAAAAACAAUGAAAACUUAGUAGCAAAUGGAUAAAUACUAGUAAAACGAGAUAACGAAGGCUACCUUGCAGGUUAUAAACGUAAAGUGUAAAGAAAGGAAAAGGAGAGACGUAGAAAAUUGGAUAGAAUUGUCGGAGGAAGACAAUUGCAUAGGUAUUCCCGAAAGAAAUAAAGAAAACACAUACUGGUAUAUAGAACGUUAAAGGUAGAAAAAUCGAUUGUGGAAGAUUUAGAAUCGGAAGCAGUAAAGUGUAGGAAUCUUGAUGAAAAGAGAAAAGGAAGAUAUUUGGCAGAGUUGAAAUUGAUGUUGAGAGGAAAGUGGGCGAGAAGAAGGUAGAUAAAUGAACUCACCGAGCGGAAAACUUGACAAGGCCAAAAGGAACAGUAAGGGUACGCGAGGCUUAAAUGAAGGAUAAUCGCGAGGAGAAGCGUAUUCAAACCGGAGAUGAAUAGGAGGAGGAGAUGGAUUAACGUGGAAUCAUCACAUGUUCUCAACCAUAAGAAACGAUAAAUAUAUGCCCACGCUAGGAAUACAUCGGAUACGUGACAAGAUUUGCGAGACGAGGACAAACUUCCAUGAAGUUUACCUCGCUUAUCUUUGUGCUGUAAACGAUGGCGAACGAACGUUCGCGGAUGAUCAGCUUCGAAACGGCUGAUUCGCUUUAAAACGCACGUGCUCCCGUCGAGAUCGUGUAGUACAUCGAAGAAAUACACGGACGCGAAUCGCACCCCGCCGAUCGUAUCAGCCACGAAGUGUUCGCGCGAGCAAUAAGCCGUUUCGAUCAUCCGUUCUUAGUGAUUAAUAAACUUGACGCGAUAAACUUUAUCGAAGACACGCAGAUUCCUUGAAUCCGACCACGUGCACUGUGUUCAGGAAUACAAGACAGCAUAAAAAUUCCGGAGAGAAGACUUAGGAAGUUGUUAGGAUAAUUUACGCAUUAUUUGAGCGUAUUUUUACUGCCGAUUUACGAUUUGAGAAAAACCAGGGUUUAGUCUUCAUCGUCGUAUCAUCAUCGAUUUCCAACGAGUAUAUCGUCAGUAUAUACAUAUAUACCUUUGUUCUCACAGUGUAGUGCAAUCUCUCGUUCUCGUCGAUGCGGCGGGAACUUCGACGGAAGUGGCAGGGAGCGGAAGCAAUACCGAAAUCGAACGCGGGGUGCUGCCGCGCGGUCUACUGGUUUCGUGACGCGAGGUGGUGAUCAUCCCCCGUUGUGGGUCGCCUCGGUUAGUGUCUUCCGCGACUCAGGGGGUCGCGCCCGGGACUCGCUGCCACAACAUGGGCUGCGAACUUAGCAAACUGGCCGCCACGAAAUCGCGCAAUCAAGCCGGAAACGAUGGCUCAUCGCCGCCGCCGCCGCCGCCGGCCGCCACGGAUCCUCGACUUCCGCUCACGGCUCGGCAAAAAUUUACGGUUAUCGCCAGCUGGAAAGCGGUCUCCAGGGCAUUGGAGCCCACGGGUAUAUACAUGUUCAUAAGGUUAUUUGAAGAGAACACGGAAUUGCUAAAUAUGUUCACGAAGUUUCGGGAUCAAAAGACAAAGGAGCAACAGUCUACGAGCAUGGAACUGGCCGAGCACGCGAAAACGGUCAUGACCACCCUCGACGAAGGUAUCAAGAGCCUGGACGACAUGGAUGCGUUCUUGACGUAUCUUCACGAGGUCGGGGCCUCUCACACGAAGAUCCCCGGAUUCAACCGGCAAUACUUCUGGAAAAUCGAAAAACCGUUUCUGGAUGCGGUGGAACGCACGCUGGAGGAUCGAUACUCGGAAAAUGUGGAGAACAUCUACAAGCUGACGAUCAAGUUCAUCAUCGAGACACUGAUCGACGGCUUCGACAAGGCACAGAGCGACAAGGCCAAGUCCUAGUCGUCCUAGUCCCGAGGAUCCGGCACGCACGCGAUCGCCCUCGAUCUUGCGAGAUGUUGACAGCCCCCCGGGUCGGCCUGGCUUCCCGACAUUUGGAACGGGAGAAUGCCAGCCGACGAUUCUUGAGAAGACGACGACGGGGACAAUCGUCGUUCUUGCGUUGAUUCGCGCGGCGUCAACACGUCGCUGCUACGUUUCUCCGCGAAUUCUUGAGAAACGCGAAAUGCGAGCGCGUGGCGUUUUGCGCCGCCGCCCUCGCCGGCCUGAGAUCUUUUUCUCCCUCGAACGGAUCUCGCCAUUAAACGUCUCCGGAUAUUAAGAACACAGUCCUGAGUAAAUCCUUCGGGAUCUCUUCGUAAAAACCGUGCCGCAACGCGAAGCGAAAAAGCCGCGCGGCUCUCCCACGACAGUCGAAGGGUUCUCUCUUUUUAUCUGUUUAAUUCGACUAACAAUUAAUGUUGAU